AUGUGUGAUCCUACGCGAAAAAAAGCCUGCGCCCCUUCGGACAGUAAUGAAGACGGAGAGAAAAUGACUGGUUUAGCCUCCACUCUGGCUCCUAACCCUCGUCAGUCGAGCGUCCUGGUUCCGCAUGUACAUCCUUUGGAAUUACCUGCUCGAUUUAAGAGCAAAGGCCAGUCCAAAGUAAAGCAUGAGAGCGCACCAGUCAAGGCUGAAAAUCUGUCUGAGGACGUGCGGUCCACUUUACACGAGGCAGAGAUGGAGCAGGAGUUUGCCCGAAUUCCCGGGGAGCGUACCCGUUUAGGAGACGUUGCGAGCAUUGUUACGCAGAAUGCCCGAUCCUCAACCGGCGGCGGUCAGCAUCCUUCAACACAAAUACUCGUAGAUCUCAGUGGCCGACCUGAACUUUUUACGUUGGCCCGCUCAGCGGUGACCAAGUUCCUUGCCGACAGCGGGACUCAGGGUGGCAAGCGUCGAAACGGCUCAACC
Messenger RNA from Dibothriocephalus latus, 483 nucleotides. The record is from the annotation of a GenBank genome assembly. NCBI's taxonomy places the organism in Eukaryota, Metazoa, Platyhelminthes, Cestoda, Diphyllobothriidea, Diphyllobothriidae.